UUGAAGACUCUGUUCACAUUCUUCAAACUGCAACUGUUAAAAGAAUCGGUGGUUAUGGCGGCUUUCGAUCUUCCACCGGAGGUGUUGGAAGUGCUUCCAUCCGAUCCAUAUGAACAGCUCGAUGUCGCACGCAAAAUCACCUCCAUUGCGCUCUUUGCUCGAAUCUCUGUUCUUGAAUCGGAGUCCUCGGAGCUCCGAGUGCAGCUUGCCGACAGUGACGUCGUCGUCGAUGACCUCCAGGCUCAGAUUGACUCGCUGAACUCUUCUCUCUCGGAUAGCCUCGAUAAACUCUCCCGUGUUGAUCAAGAGAAAGAAAUUCUAUUGAACGAGAAUGCGUCGCUAUCAGAACAAGUUAAAAAGCUCAAUCGUGAUGUUGCUAAGUUGGAGAGCUUCAGGAAGACACUCAUGAUGUCGCUUCAAGAUGAAGAAGGCAAUUCUGCCAAGGACCCUCCUCAUGUUGUUGCAUCAACUGUGCCAGACCUUGCAAGUUUGUCAUCUCAGUCAUUUUCUGGAGAAGAUGAGGAAACUGUGCCACCUUCAAGUGCUUACCCAAUCAGGAGUCAGUCAUUAGAUGUACACAAUUCGUAUCAGGAUGAGCCAGUCACGGAUGCUUCAAGACCGCGAAUGUCACCUGGCCUGUUGAUAGCAUCCCAAACAAGCACACCUCGACUAACACCUCCCGGAUCCCCUCCAAGCCUAUCAACAUCUGGAUCCCCAAAGAGGACGUCUAAGCCAGUUUCUCCAAGACGACACUCUAUUUCUUUUUCAACCACAAGAAGCAUGUCUGAUGACAGAUCUUCUGCCUUCUCAUCAGCAACCUCAAGCCCAUAUGGCUCCAUGUCAGGACGGACACGAGUGGAUGGUAAAGAAUUUUUCAGACAAGUGAGGGGAAGAUUGUCAUACGAGCAGUUCGGUGCUUUUUUAGCAAACGUAAAGGAACUAAACUCACACAAGCAAACAAAAGAGGAUACUUUACAGAAGGCAGAUGAAAUCUUUGGCCCAGAAAACAAGGACCUUUAUGUUAUUUUCGAGGGAUUAAUCUCUCGUAACACCCAUUAAAAGGACUACGACAUGUUUUUAUCUGGAGAUUAUGACAUAAUCUUCGUUUUUUUCUUUAAAGAAUCUUGUAAUUCAUGUCAAAAGGACACAUUUCAAAUGUUUGGAAUCAAGAUUGAUUUGAUUUCUAGC
Messenger RNA from Cynara cardunculus var. scolymus (artichoke), 1188 nucleotides. RefSeq lists its product as uncharacterized. NCBI's taxonomy places the organism in Eukaryota, Viridiplantae, Streptophyta, Magnoliopsida, Asterales, Asteraceae. The transcript has 9 exons. Bases 55 to 1059 code for a protein of 334 amino acids. The record is from RefSeq and is a predicted model, not a curated record.